Molecule: messenger RNA, 828 nt
Organism: Mercenaria mercenaria
Lineage: Eukaryota; Metazoa; Mollusca; Bivalvia; Venerida; Veneridae
Exons: 1
Coding region: 1-828 (275 amino acids)
Biological process (GO): DNA integration
Molecular function (GO): nucleic acid binding
Source: RefSeq, a predicted model, not a curated record
AUGCAUGACAAAAUUCACAAUGCACAUUUAGGUAUUGAGAAAUGUACACAAAGAGCUAAGGAGAUAAUGUUUUGGCCAAAAAUGUUUAAUGACAUAAAACAGAGAGUUAUGGAAUGCCCAGUAUGUCUUGAACAUCGGUCAGAAAAUGUGAAAGAACCUAUGAUUCAAACACCUUUGCCUGAUAGGCCAUGGCAGACAGUUGCAACCAACAUAUUUACAUGGCAAGGUAAAGAUUUCAUUGUUCUAGUUGAUUACUACAGCAGGUACUUUGAGCUUAGUCAGUUAACAAGCAAAAGAGCUCAAAAUAUUAUCCAGAAACUGAAAAGCUACUUCAGUAGACAUGGAAUACCUGAAACCCUGAUAAGUGACAAUGCUAGCUAUUACACGUGUCAAAGCUUUGCUGGUUGUGCUAGAGAAUGGGAUUUUAGCAACAGAACGUCAAGUCCAACGUAUAGCCAAAGUAACGGCCUUGCAGAAAAAUUUGUUUCUAUUUUCAAAAAUCUGCUUACUAAGUCCACACAGGCUGGUACGGAUCCCUACAUAGCACUUCUUGAGUAUAGGAAUACCCCUUUAGCUUGUGACAAGACACCUGCACAGUUGCUUAUGUCUAGACAGCUAAGGUCAAUUUUACCAGUAAUGGAUUCAAACCUUGAACCCAGAAUACCAGACAAAUCGAGUGUCCGAAACAAAAUGCUGAACAUAAAAAACAGGUCAAAAUUUUAUUAUGAAAGAUCUGCCAAACCUAUGGAAUCCCUUGAAAAAGUAGUAGGUAUUAGGAUAAGACAAGGUAAAACUUGGCAACCCGCUGUAGGUUCUAGUAGUUUCUAG